AUGGUUCGUGCAAAUGGAGGCGGCGUUUGCCAUUCAUCGGAUUACAAGCGACGAAACCAGGUUUACGUAAUAUUACAUUUAGACCCGGCUAUUCUUCCUUUGGUCGCAAAUAUCGUGACGUCUCCACCGGAAGUGGAUCGGUACGCGGCAAUUAAAAAACGUCUCACCACCGUAUUGGGCGAGACCAGCGCUUCGCGAUUGCGGAAAUUACUAACCGCGCAUGAGUUGGGAGACAACAAACCGUCCAUCCUCCUACAGAAAAUGCGUAAUCUCGCGGAAGAGCAGGUGACCGAUGGGGUCCUGCGCACGAUAUUUCUCGAGCAACUCCCCGAAAAUGUUCGCGUCAUUUUAUCCAUAUCCGAAGUAGGCGACUUGAGCAGGUUAGCCAACCAGGCUGACAAAAUUCUAGACAUGGCAAAACCCGCCAUGUUGGCCGUCCAGCCAGUCACCGCUGAGACAGGAGUGCUCAGCAAGAUCGUUACCACCGAGAUCGUUACUCUAACCAAACAGAUGGCGGCAUUGAACAAGCGGAUUGGAAGCCGGUCGCGUAGCAGAUCACGAAGACGCAGCGGAUAUAGAGACCGAUUGAGGAGCAAAUCUCGCGGCAAGGAAGAUAACAAAUUUUGCUUUUAUCACUGCAGAUUUGGAGCCAAAGCCUAUAAGUGCGAAAGCCCAUGCGAGUGGAAGGACGAAAAGAAGUCGAAAAACUAA
Messenger RNA from Nylanderia fulva, 711 nucleotides. The record is from RefSeq and is a predicted model, not a curated record. NCBI's taxonomy places the organism in Eukaryota, Metazoa, Arthropoda, Insecta, Hymenoptera, Formicidae.